UGUCUUUUCAUAUUAAUGGAAAUAUACGUUUUCGAGAAAAAUUUUAAAGAAACGAUAUUCUCAAACAUAAAAACGUAGACUACCAAUUUCAAGCUUAUCAAAUAGUGAAAUAAAUGAAAAUUUAUGUAUGCGUGGUACUUAAAGGAAACGACAGGUGAUAUGCGGUUAAAACUUGUCACGGCAUUAUCUAUUUUAUUCACUUUUCUAUUAAUGUUAUUUGUAAAUAUGUAUUAAUAUUCACACUUAGUUUUAAUAUUAACACCGUGUUUUUUUACAAUGAUUCGAAAGAUAUUACAGCUUGAUUUUUAAAUAUGUAUUCUAAUGUAAUAUCUGUGCACUAUAAUUCUAAACGAGAAGAAUUUAAAAAAUAUAUGAUUGGAAGGGUUUGAAAAUGCAAUUACUCUGUACAGUUUUUUAAUAGUACUUACUUUAUGAUGAUUAUUCAAUUAUUAAAUGCAACACUGAGGAACAAUGUUGUUUGAUAAUUUUAACGUUUAUAGAUUAUUACGUACACGAGGAAGAUUGUAUGCAUAAUAUGUAUGUAUUUCUUAAUACGUUUAACAUCUGCACUGCAGACAUCUGCUACAGUCCUUACCUUUAUUAUCAUAGAUAAGAUAGCAGGUAGAACCAACAUGGCUGCACAAGUAAGUUUGGCGAUAAUAAUCGUUCUCAUGAAUUUGGAAUACACGACAGGAGGAAAUCUAUGGUGUUACCAAUGCAAUACCGAUUUGACAAAUGGACAUACAAGAGAGUGCAACGAUCCUUACGUCCCGACGCCUUAUUUCGACUUAGUUCUCUGUCCCCAAAACGAGUCGCAGAAUUGUCUUAAAAGCGUCAUCGAUUAUGGGCACAUAUUGGUAACGGUGCGAGGUUGCGUCCCGUCACGAGAAAUCGAUGGAUACUGCCAAUUAGAGGAAUAUUUUCAGGGAUCCAGCAUUGCGUGUUAUUUCUGCGAAGGCUACGCUUGUAACAAUCAAAAUUCUACUCGUGUAUUCCUGCUACACAAUUUAGCAUUUCUUUUAGCUUCCAUCGCUAUAAUGUUGUAUUUAUAAUAAUAUUUACUUUGCGUCUUAUUUAGUUCUUAAUUAUUCCAUUCCAGAAAUAUUAAGUUGCAACAUACGAUACGAUCGAUUCCACAAACACGAAAAAUGUUUCAGAUUCUAGCGUAGUUAAAUGUGUAGUUAAAUACGUUAGUAGUCUGUAAUCAAUGUUAAUAUUUUUAUCAUUAAUAUUUUAAAAUAAAUGUAAAUAAUUCCUGGUCGAUAUUUAAUUUUACAAAUAAUAUGUCAUUUAGUAUUCUAAUUGUGAUGUAAUUAAAAGAAUUUUAAUAUGCCUGAUGCCAAAGUUGCGGAACCGAUUUGUUUUCUCGUUAGUGAUAUUAAAAAUUAUAAUAAAAAUUUAUCAACGAAAAGAUUUAAUUCUGUGUGAAAAUUUGUACAAAUCACGUCCUAGUCUAUGAGAAGAUAGAAAUUCAAAAACGAUGAAAAUUAUCGAGUCAAAAUGAAAUUCAAUCAUUGAUCACUCUGGAAUAUUUCAAUUUUUGAGAAUAAAGAUUUUGUGCAACAAAACACGUGAAAUGUAAAAUUAAAAGUAUAAAAUUGUUUUCUACACUCGAUAUAUCAUUUUUAGAUUUGAAGCUAUUCGAAUACGACAUGAUCGGUGUUUUAUCAGUUGCUUUAUUUUAAAAUGACAGGAAUUGCGUCGAUACGAACCAUAGAUGAGAAUCAAAUUUGUGUGCUUUUUCUGUAUAAAUUUGGAUUUGGUUAUAUCACAGUGGAAGUUGAUCACCAUAUUGACAUAGUUUUGAAAAAAGAUGUAAUAAAUGAACAUACCUAAAGAUGAGGAGAUUCAAAUGUCGACGACCAAACCAAACAAGUUUCGGAUUAAGUUCAAUUAAAGAUUUUAAUUGAAUAUCGUAUGCGUAAGUUCAUUAAAUGUUGUAUACAAAUUAGAUUUAUACAACACAUUUGUGUCAUCUAUCAGCCACAGAGAAAAUCAAAAAUUGGUCUAAUGAUUUUAUUAUGUUUAGAAGCAGUAAUAUUUAGAAAUAUAUAAACUUUUUUUUCCUCUUGUACAAAAUAAAAAACAAGCACUUAUACACAAAAAGGCAUACCCCAUCAAUUUCAUUCACUUUGAUAUAUUGUCGGGCUCAAUGAUCGGAGUAAUUUCACUUAUACAUACAUACAUACAUAUAUACACAGUCUGUCGUAAAAGCAACCGAACUUUUAAAUAACAAGGCAGAGGCAUCGUUUUGAUGAAAAUGUUUCAUUUUAUUCAAACCACAUUUCCCCCAAGGGCGAUACAACCAUUUGUAUGACAAACCAAUGCGACAAACAAUUGUUACACGUCUUCUUAUUCUUUUGAGAAUGCUCGUCACAGCUUUGCAAAUGUCUUGAAUGUUGAA
Bombus pyrosoma is the source of this 2404-nucleotide messenger RNA. RefSeq lists its product as uncharacterized. Gene Ontology annotation, biological process: positive regulation of voltage-gated potassium channel activity; regulation of synaptic transmission, cholinergic; sleep. The transcript is spliced from 3 exons. Bases 540 to 1052 code for a protein of 170 amino acids. Lineage: Eukaryota; Metazoa; Arthropoda; Insecta; Hymenoptera; Apidae. The record is from RefSeq and is a predicted model, not a curated record.